AUGUAUGAUGUUUACGAAGAGAACGGUGAUGGAGAUGAAGAUGCCGAUGAAAACAACGGGUAUGGGGAGGAAGGUGAUGGAACCAGCGUGCAUGAUGACGAAGAAGGAGAGCAUAGCGGACGGAUUCACGUUUCCAGGUGUGAUCGUGGUCGAACAAAUGUUAUUGCAAAGAAGAAAAUAAAAAGAGUCGGAUGUGAAGCUCAAAUCUGUGCACGUAAGGACAAGGAAGAUUAUUGGAUGGUGACCACAGUGAACGCUGCUCACAAUCACGAGAUGGAUCUGGAUAUGUCGAAGUUCAUGGCUGGUCAUAGAACAAUAACAUAUGCACAGAAGAGACAUCUUGAGAAUGUAGAUAUCAGUGGUGUGCCAGUGUGCAAGAAUAUUCGGUGGCUACAAUUUCAAUUCGGUGGCCUUGGAAAUACAAGUUGCUCGGAUAGAGAUUGCAGGACAUUCAUCGACCAAAUGAGACGAUUGCGACUCGGUGAUGGAGAUGCAGCUGCCAUUGCAAAACUUUUCAACACACUAAAAAAGAAAGAUCCAUCCUUUCAUCACAUGAUGGAUAUCGAUGAUGACAUGAUGUUGCGCAACGUAAUGUGGAUUCAUCCACGUAGUAAAGCCGCUUACGAAGAAUUUUAUGACGUUGUUAAUUUUGAUACAACGUAUCUUGUGAACCGGUACAAUAUGUCAUUUGCAACUGUGGUGGGCAUUAAUCAUCAUCAUCAGUCUAUACUAUUAGGUUGUGCUCUUUUGACACACGAGCAAUUUGAGUCGUUCAAGUGGUUUUUUAGCAAUUGGUUAGAUGCCAUGGGAGGUGUGGCGCCUACAGCCAUUCUGACGGAUCAAUGCGAGAGCAUCAAGGAUGCUUUGAAAGAGGUGAUGCCGGAAACCAUCCAUCGUUUUUGUAUUUGGCAUAUUCUAUACAAGUUUCCGGAGAAGUUCAAGGCGAUGAAGGAAUAUAACAAGGCGGCAACGACUUUAAAAAACAUUAUAUAUGAUAGCUUGAGCAUUGGUGAAUUUGAAGGAAAGUGGGCCGAGUUCUUAGUUGAAUAUGGGUUAGAAAAUAAUAAUUGGCUACAAGACCUUUAUGCUGUGAGAAAAAGUUGGGUGCCGAUAUAUUUGACUCAUAUUUUUUGGGCCGGGAUGCGUUCAACACAAAGGAGCGAAUCGAUGCAUGCCUUUUUUGAUAGCUAUAUCAAUUCAAGAAGCACGUUGAAGUCUUUUGUUGAGCAACACAAGAUUGCUAUUACAAAUAAAACGCAUAAAGAGUUGGAGGCUGAUUUCAAGUCGAAGUCUACAUACAUCACGCAGCAAACUCGAUUUGAAUGGGAGGACCAAUUCGGUCGUGUUUACACGAACAAUGUGUUCGAGUUAUUUCAGAAGGAAAUAGACAAGAGGGUAUGUUGCAAUUUGACUGUCGUCGAUCGAUCCUUGUCAGACAUGCUCAACGGGAUUGAGAGUUACUCUUUUAUGAAAAAGCAUUUACAUGAAGGGAGGCAAGUUAUCCAUUAA
Messenger RNA from Salvia miltiorrhiza (redroot sage), 1509 nucleotides. RefSeq names its product protein FAR-RED IMPAIRED RESPONSE 1-like. Bases 1 to 1509 code for a protein of 502 amino acids. The record is from RefSeq and is a predicted model, not a curated record. Gene Ontology annotation, biological process: regulation of DNA-templated transcription. NCBI's taxonomy places the organism in Eukaryota, Viridiplantae, Streptophyta, Magnoliopsida, Lamiales, Lamiaceae. The transcript has 3 exons.